Messenger RNA from Populus euphratica (Euphrates poplar), 1133 nucleotides. Its product is annotated as ACC oxidase 1. Lineage: Eukaryota; Viridiplantae; Streptophyta; Magnoliopsida; Malpighiales; Salicaceae. Bases 81 to 992 code for a protein of 303 amino acids. The record is from RefSeq and is a predicted model, not a curated record. The transcript has 3 exons.
GCCUAUAUUUAUGAGACUUGUCAUCUAUGUUUUUCACGGUAUUCUGAGCUUAGAAAAAAAGAAAGAAAGAAAGAAAGAAGAUGGAGAUUCCUGUGAUAGAUUUGAGCCAACUCGAGGGCGAGAACAGAAGCAAAACCAUGGCUCUUCUGCACCAAGCUUGUGAGAAAUGGGGCUUCUUUCAGGUUGAGAACCAUGGACUCGAGAAGAAGCUGAUGGACAAGGUAAAGCAAUUGGUGAAUGCACACUACGAGGAAAACUUGAAAGAAAGCUUUUACGAGUCGGAGAUAGCUAAAGGCUUGAUGAAUAAAUGUGAUGUAGACUGGGAAAGCAGUUUCUUUAUUUGGCAUCGCCCAACAUCCAACAUCAAUGAAAUCCACAACCUCUCGGAGAAUCUUCGCCAAAUAAUGGAUGAGUACAUCGCCCAACUGAUUCAGUUAGCAGAGAAGCUUUCUCAACUCAUGUCUGAGAAUCUUGGACUGGACAAGGAUUACAUAAAGGAAAAGUUUUCAGGAGCUAAAGGUCCUUCUGUGGGAACAAAGGUGGCAAAAUACCCUGAAUGUCCUCGGCCAGAGCUUGUGAGAGGACUUCGAGAGCACACCGAUGCCGGCGGAAUCAUACUCUUGCUCCAAGAUGAACAUGUCCCAGGUCUUGAAUUCUCAAACGAUGGAGGAUGGAUAAAGAUCCCCCCAUCCAAGAACAAUACUAUAUUUGUCAACACAGGUGAUCAAGUGGAAGUGUUGAGUAAUGGAAGGUACAAAAGUACUCUGCACCGUGUCAUGGCUGGCAAGGAGGGGAGCAGACUCUCCAUUGCCACAUUCUACAACCCAGCUGGUGAUGCCAUUAUCUCUCCAGCUCCCAAACUCUCGUACCCCCAUAAUUACACAUUUCAAGAUUACUUGAAGCUUUAUGCCACCACAAAGUUCUCAGAUAAGGGUCCCAGAUUUGAAGCCAUGAAGAAAAUAGCCAAUGGACAUGGCAGUAAUGGUGUCUGAAACUGCCUUGUGUAAUUCUCAGUACUGGUGUUUAUUUGUCAGUUUGAACCACUUGUUUUCUUGCAAGGAGUUGCUUGUUUAUCUUGUCUAGUUGGCCGGAGCACCAUUGGAUCCGGAAAAGUUAUCCACUUUACAAUUCAA